AUGGGGAUUUUUAUCAUUAUUGAAAUUCUAGUUCUCCUCCAGCACGAGGCGCAUCAACUCACAACAAUUUGGAAAACGCGAAAACACGAAGGAGGACUUUGGGCGUUGCUUGCUUGCAUGAUCAUUUCUGGCUUCGAAGUUGUCUUGGGCUUUUCCGCGUUUGGAGCGUGGCUUCGUUACAAUGACUUGGUGGAUAAGUUCAAAGCCAGAAAUAUGGAAAUUGAACUUGGUCUUGCUUAUCCGACGAUUUAUGGGCAUUAUCUAUCAAAAUGGAACUCUUCUGAAAGCGGGCUGAAUCGGAUCCGUAAAUCAGCUGCGAGUUAUGGUGAUUUCUCUGAAAACAACGGUGAAAACAAUGAAGAUGAUGGCGACGAUUACGAUCGAGAUGUGGAUCAAGAAAUUGACAAUUAUGCUGAAAUGGAUGCGGAGAUGGAUAUUGCUAUGAAUGAAGAACUUGAUGUCGAUGAUGGGAUGGAUGAUGGGGCAAAUGACUUGGAUGCUGGAGGCGAUAUUUAG
Messenger RNA from Oikopleura dioica, 516 nucleotides. The record is from the annotation of a GenBank genome assembly. Lineage: Eukaryota; Metazoa; Chordata; Appendicularia; Copelata; Oikopleuridae.